AUGUUUCGCCGUGCAUUGCGACUGGGAUCGCGCGUCUCGGUCGCGUCAGCGGCCGCGGUUAUUCCCGCGACGGCCGCCGCCUGCUUGAGUGACAGCAAGACUGGUGUAGAAAUCAAUGAUUUUGGGGCGGUUUUCGGUCUCGCAUCGACCGGUUUUAGCAUUAGCGAUCGAGACCGUCACCACGGCUCGCCCCUGGUAAAAAAUCUAGCCAAAACGGCCGAGUUUUGGCCGAGAGCGAGAGCCGGGGGUUUCGCGGCUCUCGCAAAUUGAUUCCUGGCCCGACGGCGUCUCAAAAAUUGAUUCCCACAGGCGAGCGCCGGCUCCAGGAGCGCCUGCGAUUGCAGGGCGGCCCGUCGGUCGAGGACUACCUCAAGGCACGCGACGCGAUCGAGCCCGAGCGCCGCGUUAUUGUGGUGGUCGGAAUCACCGGCGCGGGCAAGAGCUCGACGGCGAACACGAUCCGCGGCUCGCGCGCCAAGGAGUUCGAGGUCGCGGACUCGCUGUCUUCCGUGACGCGCGCGGCGGCGUUCCGCGACUUUGCCGUGAACACGGGCGGCCCGGGCGCCAACGUACGGCGCUUCGUCGAGGACUGCGAGGACCGCGUGGUCGGCGUGGAGAACCGCCUCGAGCCGCACCGCACGCAGUCGACGCGCCGCCUCCACCAGGCCGUCCUCGAGUGCCUCGCGACCAACGACUCUACGUACAAGUUCAAGCCCUCGGUGGCCCUCAAGCGCCACCAGUCGCUCAACGAGCUAGACGUCCAGGACGACGACGUCGCUAUAGCCGACGACACAGAACAAGUACCCGCCAAGGCCGACCCCGCGGAGAACGCCGUGGCCGUGGCCGUCAACUAG
This is a messenger RNA of Pelagomonas calceolata, 854 nucleotides long. The record is from the annotation of a GenBank genome assembly. Lineage: Eukaryota; Pelagophyceae; Pelagomonadales; Pelagomonadaceae.